AUGUACAAAGUCAUGUCGGAAGUCGCUAAGAAAGUUUACCGUUCAGCAACAUUUCAAUUUAUCCUGUCACAAUGGUUUCUGAUCGCAUUGGCGAUAUUUAUCAUUAUAGCAAGGUUCGCUCCAAACUUCGCGCGCCAUGGUGGUUUGAUUAGAGCUGAGUACACUAUAGGUUAUGGUGCCGUUGCAAUUAUAUUCCUUCAAAGUGGACUGAGUAUGUCGACGCAAAAGUUGUGCGUGAACCUAUCAAAUUGGCGUGCUCAUCUAGUUGUUUUGUUUCUCAGCUUCUUGUUGACAAGCUCGAUAAUAUUUGGAUUUUGCUACCUCAUCAUGUCCUCAGGAACAGAUAAGAUUGACAAGUGGUUAUUAGUGGGUCUGAUCUUGACAGCGUCAACUCCAACAACGGUGGCAUCGAAUGUCGUCAUGACAAGAAAAGCACAGGGCAAUGAUAUCCUAUGCUUAUGUGAAGUUUUCAUUGGUAAUAUAUUGGGAACAUUCGUUACACCAGCUAUGGUACAACUUUACCUCAGCACUAAUCUUUUCAGUUUUGGAAACCCUGCGAAUGGAUCUAGUAUUCAAAAAUUAUACGCGGAUGUCAUUAAGCAAAUAGGCCUAUCAGUUUUCUUACCAUUGUUGGUGGGUCAGAUCUUGCAAAAUUGUUUUCCAAAACAAGUUGAAUGGACUUUAAAAACAUUCUUUUUGAAUAAGGUUGGAAGCAUAUGUCUUUUGAUGAUAAUGUUCAGUUCCUUUUCCACUGCGUUUUAUCAACACGCGUUUACUAGUGUAUCCCACGUCUCUAUAAUAUUCGUGGUUUUUUUCAACCUUGGAAUAUACCUUUUCUUCACUUUACUGUGUUUUGUUUGUGCCAGGCCAUGGUUCAUUCCUAAGAUUUUCUCUCAUGAGCCUAGCUCUAAUUCAUGGUCACUAUAUGCUAUAUCUUAUCGGAUUUUCAGACCGUUUUAUUACAAUAGAAAGGAUGCAGUUGCCAUCCUUUUUUGUGGACCAGCCAAAACUGCAGCGCUUGGUGUAUCGCUCGUAUCGUCUCAGUAUGGGAGUGAUUUCCCCGAGUUAGGUAAACUCCUAGUGCCCCUCGUUUUGUACCAAAGCGAGCAGGUAGCUACAGCUCAAAUUAUAGUACCUCUCAUCAGAAGUUGGGUUAAUAGAGAGAUAGAAGAAACAGAAUCAAUUUGUUCUACCCAUUCAUCGAGUAUUCAAGACGAAGAAAUUAUCAUUAGAACUUCUAGCGCUUGUUCAAAAUCAUAA
Molecule: messenger RNA, 1260 nt
Organism: Lachancea fermentati
Lineage: Eukaryota; Fungi; Ascomycota; Saccharomycetes; Saccharomycetales; Saccharomycetaceae
Source: the annotation of a GenBank genome assembly